This is a messenger RNA of Microplitis mediator, 6150 nucleotides long. RefSeq lists its product as uncharacterized. Gene Ontology annotation, molecular function: nucleic acid binding. Bases 20 to 3589 code for a protein of 1189 amino acids. The transcript has 2 exons. NCBI's taxonomy places the organism in Eukaryota, Metazoa, Arthropoda, Insecta, Hymenoptera, Braconidae. The record is from RefSeq and is a predicted model, not a curated record. Gene Ontology annotation, biological process: DNA integration.
AAAUGAGUCAAGAACUCAAAUGGUUGGGCCCAUCGAUAAAUUAACUACGGACCCAACAGUCAAAAAUACUAGCGACGGCAAUAGGAUUAGCUACCCUAUCGAUCGGCGAUUAGUUGACAAAAAUAAGGAAAACGGAUAUACCGGUGAAAAUAAAAAUUUAAAAAAGAAAAAAUCAAACGUUAGACGGUAUAAUCCAUAUAAUAAAAUUUCAGAAACCGAAUCAAGAAUAGAUAAGAGUAAAGACGAAAAUAAUAAAGUAAAUAAAAACUUGGAAAGUUAUAACCCUCGAAAUCCUUUGAAUAAAAAUUCCAAUCUUAAUGAUGAAAAUAAAAAUAUAAAAGAAAUUAAUAAAGUAAUAUCUAAUGAAAAUUUAAAAAAUAAUAAAAGAAAACCUUUCGAAAAUUUUGAAUCAAAUAAAUCUAUUAUACUUCCUGAUUAUUCUGACGGAUCAUCCUCAUCAGGAGACAUUUAUGACGCGGCAGCUCUAAGAAAAAGACUCAUUAAAAAUCACCCUUCGUAUUCAAGUGACGAUUCUUAUUUGACAGAUUUUGGUCUUUCUUAUAUAGCAAAUAAAUCUAUAAAAUUCCCAAAACAUAAGAAAUCUCGUAAUUUAUCAGCAUCAUCUCAAUCCUCACAUUCGUAUGUACCUGAAACUCCUAAAAUCAUUGAUCCUUCAUUACCAUUAUUAACAGACGUACAGACGCAAAUUACAGCUUCAACCUCAAAUUUAAAACCACAGACAAAUAUUGAAAAUACAGAAAUCAAUAAAAACAAAUCAGUACUUUCUCAAAUUAAAAGAUCACAUAGACUAGCAGAAUUUACACCUUCUCCAGCAGCUCGCACACGCAGAAAAAUAGUAACAACUAACAAUAAGACAAAGAAAAUUAUUACUCUAGACACCUCAGACGACGAAUCAAAUACAGACGAGACAGAAAUUAUAAAUUCAAGAAUAUAUUCAAGCAACUCAAAUGACAUCGAAACAGACUCGCCAAUUGAGACUAUUCCUAUUACCCCAAGAACGCCUACACGGAAUGUCACAAAGAGCCCAAUUAAAUUAUGCCCAGCUUCCAUACGAAGUCCUAUAAGAAAAAUUAAUAAUUCUAAAAAUAUGGGAGGCGCGAUUCCAUGGUCAUCAGAAGAAGGUGGUGACCACCCAAAAAUUUUAAAUGUAGAAGCUUUAGUGCAUGCAGAUCCUUAUGUCGAAUCUAACGCUCAUGUAAAUAUGGAAAUUGAUAAAACUACUUGUAACAACUCACUCACACGACCGAUGGACAUACAGACGUCAUCCGAUGAUAACGUAAUACCGCCGACUAUUGUAAACAUUGAUAAAAAUAAAACUAAUGUACAAAAAGUAGAAAUAAAAAAUAAUCCUAAAAUAAAUAAUGACGAACCACGACAACAAAGUCCUAGUAAAGCCAUAGAAAAACAUCGUGUAGUAACAAAUAGUCAAACGAUAAAUAAUGUUACUAACGGCGAACCGCAGCUACGCAGGUCAAAAAGACAGCGUAAGCCUAAAACGUGCUCGUGUUGCACAGAUAAUGAUAAACAUACGCAUACACAAAAACACAUUCCAUAUAAGAUACAAAAACUUUCAGAAAAUAUUAAAAUGAAAACUAAAAAACCUAAAAAUAAUAAAAAUAAUUUUCUACCCCAAUUGCCGAAAAUAAUGGUUACCCUCGAAGCGAUUAAUCGCCAACAAAAUGCAAAUGAUAAGCUUUCAAAAAAUAAAUUAAGCGUAAUAAAUGAAAAUGUACAACCGAUCAAUUCCCAAAAUUCCUUCCCAAAUGGAGGACAACAAAAUCCUGCGAAACAUAUAAAUUCACCCGUUGAUCAAAAUUUGAGUUCAAUCGAACGAAUAAAUUCAUUCAAUGACCAAAAUUUUGAUCAACGAGAACAAAUAAAUUCAUUUAAUAAUGAAAACCUUGAUCAAAUCGAACAAAUAAAUUCAUCUAAUAAUAUAACAAAUUUUCAACAAAAUUUAACAGAAUUAAAUUCAGAUAGCAACCAAGAACAAAUAGAUAAUGUAAUUAUCGUAGAAAAUAAUAAUCCAGAUAAUGAACAAAUAGAUUCUGACGAUGAUUCAUCCGUAGUUUCAGUAAUGUCGAACGAUUUUAGUAAUGAUAAUAUAAUAGAGACUAGAGAUAAUUUAGAAAUGCAGAAAAAUAGUUAUUUAUGUUUUUUUAAUACAGAUGGUCCCAUUCCAAGCGAAAUAGGAAAACAAUUAUUAUUGUCAGGAUAUUUAAAUUUAAAUCCAUUUGCUGAAUAUAAAGUAGGUCAAGUAAUUAAAAUGGGAACACCUAAAAGAAAAGUACUUGCGUUAGUUAUUCAAAAUAACAACACAGAUGUAGCUACCGAAAAAGAUUAUUGCAAAGCUUUUAAAAAUUUAAAAUUAUAUAUGGAAAAAUCAAAAUUAAAAUCAAUUAGUGUUUCUCAAAGACGAAGUAAUUUACCUAAAACUGUAUGGCCAAAAAUUAAAAAUAUUAUAGCUAAAACAUUUAAAGGAACCGAUAUCAAAAUAAUCAUUUGUAGAGAUCAAAUAAUAAUACCUCCGGUAGAAGAAAGACAAAAGAUAAUGGCCGAGAAUCAUGAGACCCCAAUGGCAGGUCAUAAAGGUGUUACUAAAACUUACAAUAGAAUUAGACAAAGAUAUUUUUGGGAUAAUAUUAAGAAAAAUGUCGAAGAUUUUGUUAGAAAAUGUAUCAGUUGUCAAAAAAAGAAAUUAGUAAGAAUUAAAACAAAACAACCGAUGGUAAUCACUGAUACGUCCGCAGAAAUUUGGGAUAAAUUAGCAUUAGAUAUAGUAGUACCGAAUAAAACAUCGGCAAACGGUUAUUCAUACAUUUUAACGAUGCAAGACGAUCUCUCGAAAUAUUGUUUUGCAAUACCACUAGUAUCCAUGACAGCCAAAGACAUCGCGAUAGCAUUAGUAGAAAAUUUUAUUUUAAAACACGGUUGCCCAAGAGUAAUUUUAACCGACCAAGGUCAAGCAUUCAUAGGUAAAGUUAUGAAUUGUUUAGCUAAAACUUUCAAGAUGAAACAAAUAAAAACAACAGCUUUUCACCCUCAAUCGAAUGGUUCUUUAGAAAGAAGUCAUCAAGUCUUAACAGAUUAUAUCAAACAUUUCACAUCUAAGAAUGACUGGGAUAAAUGGUUGCCUCAUGCAACUUUUGCUUAUAAUACGAGUGUACACGAAGGUACAAAGUUCACCCCAUAUAGAUUAGUUUUUGGUAAAGAAGCGCGAUUACCAUCAGAAUUUUCAUAUCUAGACGAUAUCCCUACAUACGCAGAUUACGUUAAAGAACUCGCAACUCGAUUAUUAGAAUCAAGAAAAGAAGCAAGAGAAAAUUUAGAAAAUUCAAAAUCAAAAUCCAAAGUACGAUAUGAUAAGAAAAUAAAUCCCGUAAAGUUUAAAAUAGGUCAAAAUAUUUAUUUAAUAAAAAACCAGAGAGACGGUAAAUUUGAUGACAAUUAUUUGGGUCCUUAUAAAAUUACCGAAAUUUUUCCAGAUAAAAACGACAUAGAAAUUGAAUAUAAACCUGGGAAAAGGAAACUUAUCCAUUGCGACAGAGCUAAGAUAGCUUAUAAGUAAAUCGAAAUUUUUUUUACAACAAUACCUUUUCAAAAACGCAUUAAAGUAACUCUAGGGAACAAAUGAUUUAUUAAAAGUAACAAAGAAAAAUAAACCAUAUCGAAUGAUUCAUGAUCUGAUUUAAUUAACAUGUAAGAAAAACUACGUAUAAUUAAGAGAAUUUUAAUUCUAUUGGUAAAUGUUUUUUAAAAAGACUGAAAACGUAUAGACAUGAUUAAAAGUAAAUGUUUAGUAAAGAUAAGAUUAAAUUUAAAAUGAAUUAAUAAAACGAAUUAAAUAAUGCUAGAAAUCAAAUAUUCUAGAACUAGUAUAAUAAUAGCUAAUAAUUAUAGUUAAUAAUAUAACGCAAAAUAGAUAAUAGGUAAUCGUAAAAAUAACCGAAUAAUGACCAAAUUUUUGAAAUUAAAAUAAUAUGAAAUAUUGAAAAUAUAAAACGAAUAGAAAAGAAAAGGAAAAGUAAAAUAAUUAAAAAGAUAGUUUAACAGAAGAUAUCGUAUAGAUACACUAAAAAAAAAAUUAUUAUAAAUAAAUGAAUAAAUUAAUAAGUAAAUAAUAUAAAUUUUUUUUAAUAAUCUCAAGAAAUAAUAGAAAUAAGAACUUUUUUUUUGCCAAUGUCACCAUUAUAGUGAAUAAGACAUUUAUAUUGUAUACUACGACAUGAGUAAAUCGAUAUGUAAACAUAAUUCCCUAAUGAUUUAAGAAAAAAAUAUAAAAUGAACACAAAAAAAUGUUAUAUUUAAGAAAUUAAAUAUGUACAGAUUUCACGUCGGUAAAAUAAAAAUUUUUUAUAUUUAGCAUCUUUCACGGAUAAGGCUCGAACGAGCGAGGGCGCUCGUCUACCGGGUUGGGGCGUGUUACGUCCCAGCCUGUAUGGCAGAUGACGUAGGCUUUUACUUCCUUAAUUACCGACCUGAAACCUAACUAAUUAUAUCGAAUAUCGAUAAUCUAGUAAUUCCAAUAAUAUUUAAUUAAUCAUAUAAAAUAAUAUAAUAUAAUAAUAGAAUAAUAUUAUUUAAGACAUUUGAACGUUAAGGAUAUGAGUAAUAGUUGAUAAACUUAUUUUUCUAUAUUUUAUCAAAUAUAAAUAAGCGCUGACGCCUCGAGUUAACUCUCGAGACGUGCAGCUGCACAAAUAUCUAUUUUGUUUAAGAUAGCUUUUGUUAAUCGAUAAGUGACUCAUUUGUUAGUAACAAAAGUGGAAAGAUCGUGAGAACUAAGUAUUUUCAAUAAAUAUUAGAAUGGAUCAUUCGAGAACAUGCGUUAUCUCGAAUGACCCCUCCAUAUGACUCGAUGCGCGGGUCUAAUGCCCAAACGCAUUGAUAAGAGUUACUCUAGUUUUUCUCGAUCAAGAGAAGUCAGUCUGAGAUAUAGAAUCAUAGAGAGCAGUCAGGCUCAAUAUUAAAAACUCAACUUCGUUCUCACAUUCUCGAAGCUAUUGUUAAGAAUAACUUAACAAUAUUAUAACAUCAGAAUUGUACGUUUCACAAAUUCUCCAACUAUCUCUUUAUUCAUUGAAUAAAACAGAUCCAGAUAAUAUAUUUAAUAACAUAUAAAUAUAACCAGUUUAUUUCAACCACCAAAUGGUGGCUGUUCAACCCAUAAUUAAUUAUUAUUUAUAAUUAUAUGUAAGUUUCAUCACGUCCAAUUUAAAUCGACCGCUCAACUACGCCAGCGCCAAAACAUCAACCAGGACGUAACACUUGGACCGCUCGAGUUUUAUUGCAGUCUCUAACCGGCUUAUCCUCCAUUCUUCAAGUGUUUUAUUGAAAGGUUUCAAGGAGUUUCCUUACUAGGAUUUAUGAUAGGGCGAGCCUCGAGGGACCAGAUGGACCAGAUGUUUUAUUCUUUUAAGUCCCGAAAAACCCAAAAUUUUCCCACGAUUUAUUUAAAAUAUAUAUAUAUAUAUAUAUAUAUAUAAUUAUAUUUGAAUAGCCCGCGUAGGGUUUAUUUCUUAAUUCCGCGAGGGAACAUUUCAAUCAGACAGGUGAAUCGCGAUGGGACAUCACAUAUGUGCAGAUUAAAAAAUAACGUCGUAUUGUUAAUGUUAUCCCUGGCGGUUUUGAAUCACCCUGGAAACACGGUGGAAUCACGGCGGUUACACGGUGGUUUUUUGUCAUUUCAUCACCGUGAUUCCACGUUCACCGCGUAAUCACCGUGGAAUCUCGGUGGGUACACCGUGUAACCAUCAUGGAAAUACCAUGUAACCACCGUGUAUACACGGUGGUAAAAUGGCACAAACUCACCGAGUAACCACCCUGGAUCCACCGUGUUUCCACUCCCAGGGUAAUUCAAACCCGCCAGGGAUGUUACAAUAACGUGGUCAUUAGUAUAAAAAGUUAAAUUUUACCACGGUACACUGAUAGAAGUAUUUAUUUGAGCCAAAUAAAUAUUUAUUAAUAGGUAAUAAAUGAUUUAUUAAAUGAGAUUUAUUUGAGCCAAAUAAGCCAUUUCUUAAUAGUUAAUAAAUGGCUUAUUUAAAUAGAAAGAAAUGACACAUGAAGUCAAUUAAGUAAGGUUAUGACUAAUAAUUUAUAGGACUGUUUAAUCUAAUUAUAUAUAUA